This is a messenger RNA of Aspergillus alliaceus, 716 nucleotides long. RefSeq names its product Tim10/DDP family zinc finger protein. The record is from RefSeq and is a predicted model, not a curated record. NCBI's taxonomy places the organism in Eukaryota, Fungi, Ascomycota, Eurotiomycetes, Eurotiales, Aspergillaceae. Bases 83 to 367 code for a protein of 94 amino acids. Gene Ontology annotation, biological process: protein insertion into mitochondrial inner membrane. The transcript has 3 exons. Gene Ontology annotation, cellular component: mitochondrial inner membrane.
UUCUCUCUAUACUUACUAACAUCAACUUGACUCUUCUACUAAAAUUUAAUUUCCCGAUAACCCUCCAACAAUAACCGACAUCAUGUCUUUCCUCUUUGGCGGCCCUCCCAAAAUGUCCUCGGCAGAGAAGAUUGCUGCCGCUGAGACCGAAGUUGAGAUGAUUUCGGACAUGUUCAACCGUCUCACCGAGUCCUGCACCAAGAAGUGCAUUCCCAACGACUACCGUGAAGGCGACCUGAACAAGGGCGAGUCCGUCUGCCUUGACCGCUGCGUGUCCAAGUUCUUCGAAGUCAACAUCAAGGUUAGCGAGAAGAUGCAGGGCGAAGCUGCCAACAAGCAGGGCGGUGGUAUGGGAUUCGGCAUGUAAAUGGACGAGAAACCGGUUGCCUUAUGAACAAAGCUCCCUCUUAAAUCAUAGUUCAUGUUCUUUUUACGCUCGACUUUGCCUUUAUGUUGCUCGUGUCAGGCGCGGAUCUUACCUUGGGUUCAGAAAUCAUCUUUUGCCGAGAAGCGUUGCAUUUGGGUUGGCUCUCGAAAUUAUCAAUCUCCGGGGCGCUCAAUGCCGGCUGGUUAUGACCACGGUCUGCUAUGAGUGCCAGGAUGGUGGAAACGUUUGGGUCUUGGUUCUGGUUCUGCGCAUGGCAUGGUUAAUCGAAUGUUUUUCAUAUUAUGUACAAUAGAAGUGAAUAUAAAAUAUCACAGUAUUACAUUACAGG